Candida tropicalis MYA-3404 is the source of this 2631-nucleotide messenger RNA. RefSeq lists its product as uncharacterized. Lineage: Eukaryota; Fungi; Ascomycota; Pichiomycetes; Serinales; Debaryomycetaceae. Bases 1 to 2631 code for a protein of 876 amino acids. The record is from RefSeq and is a predicted model, not a curated record. Gene Ontology annotation, biological process: polyphosphate metabolic process; microautophagy; vacuole fusion, non-autophagic. Gene Ontology annotation, cellular component: fungal-type vacuole membrane; vacuolar transporter chaperone complex. The transcript has a single exon.
AUGAAGUUUGGGGAUAAUUUCCAUCAGCUAUCAAUACCAGAAUGGAAAAGUUAUAAUCUAGAUUAUAAUGGACUCAAAUAUCAAAUUAGAAAUAUCACACAAUCAAAUUCAUCUGAUUUAUCUCAACUACAUUCAGCAUUCAUUGAAAAUUUCGAUUAUAUAAAUCUAUUUAUUAAAACAAAAUUUGGUGAAUUAACUAGGAAAUUUGACCAUUUACAAAAUCAAUUUAAUCAGCUAAUUAAAAAACAUCAACAACUACAAAAACAAUCACAACCACAACACACCAUCGACUAUGAACAACUACAACAGACUUUGGUCAUCCAUUUGGAUGAUUUAUUCUAUCAAUGCAUCGAAUUAUCUAUAGAUAUCAAGAACUUGUCCAAAUUUAUCAUUAUACAGAAGAUUGCCAUCAAGAAAAUCUUUAAAAAGUUUUUGAAAUAUUAUCAAAAUAAACAACAAGCAAAUAAAUUCAUCAUUACUUUGAAAAACUAUUUUUUGGAUAAUUUAAAUGUUAAUUUAAAUGACUUGACUUUGAAAUUAACCAACCUAAUCAAUGUAAUCAAAUAUGAAUCAAAGUCAAGAUCUGUUCAUUUGAAAAGAAGUAAUUCCCUAUUUAGUAUAUCAUCUACUGUAAUAUCAAAUUCAGAUUAUUCAAACUCAAUUCUACCUUCUAAUUCUUCUCCUGGUACUCCUCCAAACUAUUCAUCUACUCAGCAAUGUCUCAAUAACCAACCAUGUCCCACAACUCCCGAGGCUUGUUUUGAUUUGAACCUUUUGUUGAAGAAGAAUUUCCAAUUACAUUGUCUUGCCAAUCAAGACUCAAUUAACGAACUAAUGAUCAAUUUCAACUUGUAUUUUCAAUUGAAAAAUCUCAAUGAUAAUAUUAUGAGUUGUACUUAUUUAACCAGAGAUUACCUUCUGGAUGAACCAGCAUAUAUAGUUAGUCAUAACGAUACUGACGCGUCAAUCAUUGUUGCUCCAGUUGGUGGGUUAAGAAAAUAUGCCUACUGUAUCUUGUCCAAUCAUGUUAUUCAAGCUUUAAUGGAUCAUUUGAAUGAUCGUGAUAAUGAGGUUUACAAGAAUCAGUUGUCUGAAUUUUUCACCACUACCCAUCCAAACUUAUUAACCAAAAAGACUGUUGAUUAUAUCGUUUCAAAUGACUUGAAGCCAACUUUAAAAUUAUUUUGUAAAAGAGCUAGAUACACUCUUGAACAAGAAGAUGAAGAUGACGUCGAAUCUUCCCAUAAGGCAAGUUGCUAUGGACCUGAUGAUAUAGACAAGGAUUAUUUGAUUACUUUAGAUAGUGAUAUUAUGACCACUGACAACUUAGAGUUUGUCAAUGAUUUAUCAUUUCCUAAACAUGAAAAAGAUUAUUUACUAUUUGAUGUUUUCCCUCAUGCUCAUUUGGCCAUUUAUUCAAAUGAUAUCAAUUUAUGCAAUUUUGAAUAUGAUUUAGUUACAGAAAUUGAUUUAUCCAAUGGUGGUAUUGUCAAAAAUCAAGUUGGCAACAUCCGUAAACUUCCCAAGAAAAUACAAACAAUUCUUAAUAAUAAUAGUUUGACAUUAUUCAAAGGUUUGAAUUUCUAUCAAUAUCAAUUAUCCUGCUACCAUAAUAUUAUCCCUCAAGGUGAUUUAAUCAACAAUCAUUAUUCAAACUUGUUAAACUUGAAUUUGUUGAAGAAUUUUGAAAAUAUUGAAAAGAAUAAUCAACAAGUGACCCAGGAAGUUGAAAUUAUAAAACAAAAAUCAGACAAUAUUCUUAGACACAAACAAUCCAUCCAAUCUCUUUCAAUUAGUGCUGCUGUCCCAACUAAUAAAAAGAGAUCUUCAUUCCACCAACCACAAAAUUCCAUGGGGAGUAGCAGCUUAUUUGAUGAUAAUGCUAUCGAAGAAGAACCAUUAACAGAAGAAGAUGAACAAAUUGAUCAGAUCAGUUUAUCUUUGAAUGGAUUAAUUAAUCAAGAUGAAAACUUGUAUAUCAAAAAUCUCAAGAAGCACCAACGUCAUUCUCCAGCACCAGCAUCUCGUCAUCCAGAUUCAAUUUUUCCAUCAUUAUUUGACCGUUUAUACGAUUUAAAACAAAGAUUAUUUAACGAACCCCUGUCCCAUUCUCCAACUCCACAUCAUGCUGCCAAAAGAAUCUAUGAAAAUCCGUUUUUUGUUGAUGAAGAUGAAGUUCCGUUGGAUCCAUAUACCAAACUCCUUUCUCUAUACCACACUACUCAAAACUACGAUUCUACUUACGAUUCAAUAAAUGAAGAUCCGAUUCCAUACCUACAAAGAAACGACUACAAGAGAACUUAUGAGUAUAAUUAUGACAGAACUUUGUCGUAUGUUUAUUUUUCGCUUAAUUUGGUUUCAAUUUUCCUUUCUGGUAUUCAAUUGGGUAUUUUUAUAUCAAUCUUACAAGAUAUGGAAUAUAAAUUUUUGGUCAAGGAUAACGUAGGCAUUAUUGUUAUUAUAAUCUUGGGUAUCCUUACAAGUUUGAUAUUUUGUUUGAUUAGUAUUAACUUACUAUUCCAGAGAUUUGUUGAACCCCCGAUGUUUCAUUGGGCCGUGGUUUUAAUUGGAUUGUUUAUAAAUUUGACAUGUUGGAGUUGGAGUGUUUUCUUAUUAAUUAAUUGUUUUUAA